ACUAUCCGAGAUACAUAUAGAUGUGCACUAAUAAAGGUUUUGGUGUUUAUGACGGUGUUCUCUGCCAUUGUCGGAAUGGCAUUACUGGUCUAUGUGAUAUACGAUAAAUUCAUUUACAAAGAGGAAUUGACUAGAGAGACCCUUGUGAAGCGCUACCCUGGAUAUUUUUGGACACGGGAAGAGUACCUCCACUAUUCUAGACUUCUAAAUAGCAGUAUGAAGGACACUACUGUUCACGAAUACUUCCUGAAAUUCUGUAACACAGACUGUCCCAAACGACCGUGGUAUUCAAAGUCCACAGGCAGGAGGAGACGAGACGCUGGUGUCAUCAGCAGCGGUAACGUAUACCACGGAUGUUGCUUAUCCGACACGUACUACACAUCACCACUUCAACAGGUGAACGAGAACGGUGUGAACAGGAACCUAUUUCAUCUUCUACCGGACGCUCAGCAGUUCUUCAAAGUCUCCUCGUGCAUUGAGAACGUAAAAUGUACCGGUUGCCACUGUAUGUAUGAGGAGGAACUACAUUCCGUUGUGGUCGUUAAGGCAGGGAUUAGCUUUACUGACGCCACCAUGGACGAUCUGGAAAUAGACGUGCUGACGUUUAAUGGAUGCUGCAAGUGCGUGAAUGACGGAACAUAGUGGUCUCUUGGCGGCGCAAAUGAAAUUCGGUACUUCCAGAAACGUUUCCAUUUGUGCCCUAACGCUUUCUAUGUGAACUGCACAGGAUACACACAGCUUUACGCGUGUGACUCGAAAUCUUCUCUGCAUUUUGGAUUGGGGUCAAGUUUAAGAUGUAAAAUUCCAGGAGAGAUAAGUUGUAUUGUAUGAAAAUUUCCACAGGGGCUAAGCCCGUUUUGGGCCCGAACUCUGUGAUACCAUAUAUUUAUGGCAUCACAAGAGUUCGGGCCCAAAACGGGCUUAGCCCCUGUGAAAAUUUCUAAUAUAUACCCUCUAUAAGAUUCUGUUUUUAGAAGAUACGGUAUCGUGAUCUGGUUAACUUUACACGUUUUAAGAUUACUGAGUGAAAUGUGCAUGUGUUACAUUUUCAUGAAAAUUGCAUUUUAUAGUAUUUAUUACUGAGGGCAAUCGCACUCCCGUAUGACGAGUUAUUUGGCGUAUUAGUAAGGCUGUCUUUUUAAAACAAUUUGGGAGGGGGGGCUAAUAUUUCAAAUUCUUCUUUUUUAUACUUAGUCCAGGGUGUCAAGCCACUUUUGGUCCUAAAGAUGUAGGAUUAUAGGAUUUUAUUUUUUUUGCAGUUUAUAGGGCAAAUAAAGGGAUUUUUACAGCAGAUUUAUGGAAAUAAAUAGGGUUUUUUUUUAUUUAAAAAUUUUGUAUAAAAGUGGAUUGUUUCUGCAUGAAAAUCUAGCAAGCAUAGUAUCUUACUGGAGAAGAAAUAACAUUAAACAUAAACAAAGACAAAAAACUCUUCAGAUGUGGACAGUUCCCCCAUCCAAUAGACAGUUCUUAUACAAUCAUCAUAGUUAUUCUCUUCAUAACAAUCUUAAAUAUCAAUCUAGCACCAGCUCCUAGAUUUUGUGGGGUUUUCAUUCUUCUUUUUUUUUUUUAAUCAUUUUUGAAAAUAGGACUGUCAUUUUUUUUUUAUAUAUAUAGGGCUUUUUAUGGAUUUUAAUGACUUAUAGGGAAAAUAUAGGAACCUUCAAAUUUAUAGGAAUAAAUAGGGACUUGACAC
This is a messenger RNA of Ostrea edulis (European flat oyster), 1693 nucleotides long. RefSeq lists its product as uncharacterized. The transcript has 5 exons. The record is from RefSeq and is a predicted model, not a curated record. NCBI's taxonomy places the organism in Eukaryota, Metazoa, Mollusca, Bivalvia, Ostreida, Ostreidae. The coding region runs from base 49 to 642 and encodes 197 amino acids.